Messenger RNA from Blastomyces gilchristii SLH14081, 4792 nucleotides. RefSeq lists its product as uncharacterized. Bases 1043 to 4792 code for a protein of 1249 amino acids. The transcript is spliced from 2 exons. The record is from RefSeq and is a predicted model, not a curated record. Lineage: Eukaryota; Fungi; Ascomycota; Eurotiomycetes; Onygenales; Ajellomycetaceae.
CGUCCACUGCCUCGGUCGUAGUGGCCAUCUGUCAUCAUCCCCUCCUCUCCUGUUCUUUUGUAUGUUCAUGUACUCCGUACAGCGUACUCCGUAUAUGUACAUUGUACUUGUACAUAUACAUACAUCCUACCCAGCGUAGCCAGCCUAAUGUCGUUCUUCUUGUCCUUCACCAUCAUCCUGUGCUAUCCUCAUCCUCACUACUCCGUAUUAUUAUUAUUGAUGGACGGUUACUCGCUGUGCCACCCCAACCCACACAUCUUCCCGCAGCUAGGCUCCCCCUCCCUCCCUCCCUCCCCACGUUGCCGCCAGUUGAUGGUUAUAUUUUUUCUUGCAUGACCUCGCCCUGCUAUCUGGUUCGCCCGAAUCGUCUCGCGUGGAUCCCCUUGGGUCCCUGUCCUGUGGUACAUUGUACUUGUACUUGAAGUACGUAGUAGUAGUAGUACUCUGUAGUAGUCGUAGUGUGGGAAAACAGUCCAACUUCCGAACGCCAAAACGCAUCGUAUGGGGUAACUACGGACGGGAACCCAGUUAAAAUAAUAAUAAUAAUAACUACGAUCUUUUCGCCGGUCGGAGACUUUUCUUUUUAUUUUUUACCUUCUUUAUUAUUUUUACGACGCCUGUCAAGUGCGUUCUUUUUGUUGUACGCUUUUAUCGUCGUUCCUUUCUGCCUCUACUGGGCCUGCCCCAUAAUUGGAAUGGUCAAUGGUCGAGAUAUGACGGUCUCCUCCAUUCUUAACUAGCGGUCAGAAUCAGAGACGAUCGAUUUAAUCAUAUUUUUUUUUCCCUUUUUAUUAAAAAAAUAUAUAUAAAAAAAAACUAAAAAAAAAGAGAGAGGAAAAGGGAAAAGAAAAAAGGAAAGAAGAAGACUUUGCUACGUCCGUCUCGUCUGCAAGCGCGCCUCUCCCUCUUGACUCUAUCCAUUCAUUACCUUUUUUCCUGAACGACAGCAGACGGGGGCCGCCUGUCUCGGCAUCAACCACUUAACUGGAAAAAGAAAAGAAUCCCUGGCCGCAACCAAGACGAGGGGAGGGGGAGGAGGAGUAUGGCCCAACACCAACCGCCAGUGCCUCAUCGCUUAUCCAGUCUCUCACCUUCGCCAACCGACAAACUACUCCCUCGCCAAUCCAACAUACCUCCUCUUACCGACCUUGAUAGGCUCAGCGCCCAGCAUCCACCAGAUCGCCAUCGAUAUACCGCAAACAACAACAUUAUUGUUGAUCAUGACUUUCUGACCAAGUUCAGCAAGACAGUGCGGACAGCAAGACAGGUUGAAAUACCACCGUCUCCCUCACUGACCAACAGCGGUGGAAGAACGGGAGAAGCAAUUAAUGGAAAUCUGAAUAUUGGAACCGCAGGGACAGGUGUCAUCCCGCAGAGACAAUUGCGCCCAAGGGCGUCGUCGCCCCUCUUGGGCGUCCGUUAUCAAACCCGUCCUCACGAGCCGCUUCCGUCCUUUCAUGCAAAGGCUCACCCCACCCUGCGCCAGACCGACUCAUCUUCGACUACCCUUUCAUCUCAUGAUCCUUUGAAACCGCCUUCGGUUGUUCCACAGCAGGCGCAGGCACCGGCGCAUAUCCAAACGCAGACCCAGGCGCCCAACAACGCUCAAAAACAAACACCGGCAUCGGUUCCCUCCAGGGAUCUGGCUUUUCGAAGCAACGCCUAUUCUUCCAAUUCGUCGACCGAGCCCAAUUCGACAAACAACGGGGACCCCUCGCAGCGAUACCCGCAAGAUCAGAAGGAGAAGUCGGCGUCUUCAUCGCCAUCGUCAUCGUCAUCGUCAAAACCCAAACAUCGCCCCCUGAUGAUUGACCUGUCGAAGCUCUUUCCCAAACCCAGCGAUCCUUCUGUCCAGCGUGACGUGCCGCUAUUAUCCCCCCACCGGAUGACAAUGUCGCCAUCACCCGUUUCCCUACUGUCAGAUGCCUCGUCGUUCGGUGCACAGCAGCGGAGACUUGGCAGCAUAUAUCAGACAGUGAAUAAAUUGACCAAGCCACCUAGUAGUAAGGAACUUUCUGCUCUUCGCAUGCAGUACGAACAGCAGCAGCUGCAGCAACAGCAACAGGGACGGCAACCUUCCGAGCCGUCGCCGGCUUUCCCGCCGAGUAAUUAUUCUCCUAGUCUUUAUGACGGACAACAACAACAGCAACAACAACAGCAACAACAACAGCAACAACAACAGCAACAACAACAGCAACAACAACAGCAACAACAACAGCAACAACAACAGCAACAACAACAGCAACAACAACAGCAACAACAACAGCAACAACAACAGCAACAACAACAGCAACAACAACAGCAACAACAACAGCAACAACAACAGCAACAACAACAGCAACAACAACAGCAACAACAACAGCAACAACAACAGCAACAACAACAACAGCAUCAUUCUCAAUCGUCACAGCUCCCAACCCCACAACUCUCCCGUAUCUCUUACCAGCAGCAGCCGGUGAAAAAGGAGAAAGAACGCUUCUUCCAGUGGGGUAGACGAGAGAGAAAACGGCGUGAGGAAGAGCAGCAGAGGCAGAAGCAACAGGAAGAGGAGCAGCCUCACCAACGCCUGAAACAAGAGCAAAAGGACCGAGAACGGAAGCAACGGGAGAAGCUUGAACGGGAACAGCAGCAAAGGAAGCAGGAACAGAUGCAACAGGAAAAGGAGGAGCAUUUCCAGCGCCAGAAUCGUGAGAAACAAAGGAGAGAGGAACAUAAGAAGAGAAAGGAGGAACCAGACCAGUAUCAACGACGCAGGAAGCAAGAACCAAAACAACAGGAGGAGGAGCAACAGCAGGAACUGCAGCAACGGCAACUAAAGCAACAGCGGCAAGAGGAGUUACAGUCGCAACAUUACCAAUUCCCAUUCCACGAGAAGCGCACGAGGCAACAAAGGAAACCAUCUAUCGACUGGUUUGAUGGACCGGCUGGACACUUUAGUGAUGAUAAUGAGGGUGGUGGCUACGAUGAUAAUGCCGAAGCCGACGAGCCCACCCAAUAUGGUAUCCAAAACCCGCAAUCUGUACCCCAGUCAACGUAUCGGGAGUCUGCCUAUUCCCGUGGCAGCGGUAAUCGGGUUAGCGUGCAUUCAAAUGCCAUGAGCGGAACGUCAAGAGCCUCAAGCCGAACGCUAAUACUCUCUCCCGUUCCCACCCCCGAACUCCAUAGCAACACUAGCCCCUUAUUCAACCCUGCAACCACCAGAUUCCAUACCCUUUUCCAUGACUGGGAUCUUAACAGCCCCACUCCACCUAGUGUGGGAUCACCGGCUAUCGCCUUUGGGGGUUUGUCCAGGAAAAGUAGCAAGAUCACUUUAAAUAAAUCAGACCUUAACGAGUCUAGUGUGUUGUGUCUUUCGUCUUCAGAAGAUGAGGCUGACGAGGAUGAAAUGGAGGUAUAUAAUAAGCCUGUCCAGCAACGUGCUAUUCGUGAUAGCAUCGCCACAUUCGAUGAAGGGGUGGCCGAAAUUUUCAUAGCGAAAGCCGUUUCCGCCUCUCGCGGUUCUUCUGUGCCUAGAGUCCGAAACACGAGCCUUCCCCCUCCGCGAAUUUCGCGCGGCCACUCAACCUCCUCCAACGUUAGAACCCCAAGCUACCGCCCUUCGAAUGGCAUCCCCACCAUCUCGGAGCCAGACAGCCCCCCCAAGUUCCGCCCCUCCACAUCCCCCUCCCCUGUGCCCUCGACUACAGCUAACCCCAACCUUUUACCCUUCGAUUUCCAACUGCCCGUCCCCAGCACCCAGAAUAGUAUCAAAGCCAUGAACCGGCGCAGCCGUGUCAUUGCCGUGACUAGACAGGAAGAAGAGCUUCUCGAAGUCAUAAGACAGCACGGCGGGAACAUGCCGCCCAACUUCCCGCUCAUUGACCUCCCCAACCCCGGAACCUCUUUCUUCAACCCAAUGCCAACCACAUUCUCGACGACUGCAACCACUAGCACAUUCCGAAAGUCCCCAACUCCUUCCACCGACCGUCCUCCCUCUAGUCAAUACGGGGGUGGGAGUAUUGGCGACACAUCCUUCCUAGCACUGAGCCCCGGCCUCCCACCAACCAGCGGCAAAGUCGCGGGCAGUACCUCCGCCGCCGGAAGCGACAGCUCCCGCUCCCACCAUGCCCUGUCAGUCUCAGACAGCGGUGGCGACCAUCACUCCAACCCCUCACCGCGUCAAGCUGGACUUCGCCGCGCACACCACAGUAUAAACCCCCCGCAAUCACCACAUCAACAACAACAGCAACAGCCACAGAAGCACUAUCAACUGCAUAGUCAACAGCCACAGCCUCGAGAACUUACCAGUCCAAGCGGCGGUAACCGCAACGGCAGUAGCGGAAGCCCGCUCCACCAGCACCACGUAAUGCUGAUGCAUCCACAACCUCUAUCCUCCUACCCACCUAUAGGACUACCAUUUCCCCUAUCCACAUCAUCGCCGCCAUCGCCGCCAUCACGGCUCUCCUCAUCCCCCUCACCCGAUUCGCCGUUAUUAUCCCCUCCUUCACCUCUACCGUCCGUCACCGCUGCCACUCCAACGACUGCGCCCAAGACCGCCGCUCUGGACGCAGACGUGGUGCUCCCGAUAGAGGAGACGAAGCGACACUCGCGCACGAGGACGGAUAGUAGUAGCGCGAUGGUGUUUGGAGACGGGGAUGGGGAUGGGGAUGGGGAGGAGGGUGUCAGGGACGCCGUCAGCACCAGCACCAGCACCAGCGCCAAAGCCGCGGCCGUCGCGGUGGAUGACACGGAAUUACCCAUCUGGGCGCUUGGGUGGAGUUCGGAGACGCCUGGGUUGGCGGUUGUGCAUUGA